This is a messenger RNA of Ylistrum balloti, 1107 nucleotides long. RefSeq names its product ribosome-binding ATPase YchF-like. The transcript has a single exon. Gene Ontology annotation, cellular component: cytoplasm. The record is from RefSeq and is a predicted model, not a curated record. Bases 1 to 1107 code for a protein of 368 amino acids. Gene Ontology annotation, molecular function: ATP hydrolysis activity; ATP binding; GTP binding. NCBI's taxonomy places the organism in Eukaryota, Metazoa, Mollusca, Bivalvia, Pectinida, Pectinidae.
AUGCCACUCAACUGUGGGAUAGUGGGGCUUCCAAAUGUUGGUAAGUCUUCUCUCUUCUCUGCUCUUACAUCCAUACAAGCAAAUAUACAGAAUUAUCCCUUCUGCACCAUAGAACCUAAUGUUGGUUUAGUAGAAGUACCAGAUUACAGAAUACAAAAACUAAGCGAAAUAUAUAUCAGCAAGAAUAGCAUUCCAGCAACAUGCGAAUUUGUGGAUAUUGCAGGCCUUGUAAAGAAUGCGUCCCAGGGAGAGGGUUUGGGCAACCGCUUCCUUGCCAAUAUUCGCGAAACAAGCAUUGUAGCCCACGUGCUUCGCUGUUUUGUAGAUGACACAGUUUCGCAUGUCAGUAGCACUCUCGAUCCAGAGGAUGAUAUACUUACUAUACAAACAGAGCUUACAAUAGCAGAUUUAGAAAGCAUUGCACGACAGAAAGAGCGUAUCCUAAAAGAGAAGAAAGUGAAAAACCCAGACCUGCAGAAAAAAGUAGCGAUUAUGGAGCCUCUGCUAGAAAAAAUUGAGGAAGCAUUAAAUAAGAACCAAGCCUUGCACACGUUGGAGUUAAGCACAGACGAGGAAGUGUACUACACACAACUACAGCUGCUAAGGGCCAAACCUACACUCUACGUAUGCAAUGUGUCGGAGCAAGACGUGCACGAGGGAAAUGCCUACGUAGAAAAAGUAAGAGCCGUAGCAGAAAGCGAGCAAAGCACAACUAUACAGGUCUGUGCGAAGUAUGAAUCCGAGCUCGCUUCACUUCCUCCCCAUGAGCGAAAGGAAUUCCUUGAAAAUACAGGUAUAGAGCACUCUAGCCUUUCUUUACUAGUAGAAUCAGCAUAUGCCCUUAUGGGGCUACGAACAUUCUUUACAGCUGGGGAAAAAGAAGUACAUGCAUGGACGUUUAAGGAGGGAACGAAGGCUCCAGAAGCUGCAGGAAUUAUCCACAGCGACUUUCAACGUGGCUUUAUUAGAGCAGAGGUAUUCUCGUACGAGGACAUCAUAGCCCAUGGUUCCGAACACAACAUUCGAAGCGCAGGCAAAGUAAGAACUGAAGGAAAAAACUACCUCGUGCAGGAUGGAGAUAUAGUACACUUUCGGUUCAAUGUAUAA